Molecule: messenger RNA, 306 nt
Organism: Macrosiphum euphorbiae (potato aphid)
Lineage: Eukaryota; Metazoa; Arthropoda; Insecta; Hemiptera; Aphididae
Source: the annotation of a GenBank genome assembly
AUGUCAAGUACGGAUUCCAGUGAUGAAGAAAUUAUGGUAAUGUACCAUUACCUUAGAAAUAAGGAAAAGAAAAUGAAAAGGAGAUAUUGGGUACAUCCGUAUCUUGAAAAAAACAUUCAUUGCAGAUUAUUUGUAGCAACAAAGGAGCUACAACAAACAGACUCUAAAUUUAUUGCUUUUUACCGUAUGUCUAAGGAUAGUUAUAUGAAUUUAGUGCAACUGAUAACUCCUUAUAUACGACAGAAAAACACAAACAUGAGAGAAUGCGUGAGCGCUGAAGAAAGAUUAUUAAUAACCCUAAGGUAA